AUGAUGUUUUCUUUACAAUUCAAUCAGUUUUGUUCAUCUCACUCUGUUGUGCUCAACUUAAAAGAAUACACAAUGUAUUUUCCGCACAUUAUCACUUACUUAAUUGCAACUUUAGCGAUUGAACGUGCCAUAUCAUUCAAUGUGGAGGUAAUACCAUCGCCAAAAGCAUUGGUCGGCGUUCGAGCUCACUGGGAUGAAGCGAAGCAAAGUUUAUAUUAUUGUGAUGUUUAUGGCAAUGAAUCUUCAAUAUUGCGCUAUGAUUACAAUGAAAAUAAAGUCUAUACAGCUGGAAUCGAUGGAGAAUAUGUUGUUCCAUUUAUAAUUCCCAUUGCAAAUUCCACUGAUAAAUAUGCUGUUGGCUUGGGAAAAAGAGUCGGAGUCGUAACUUGGGAUGGUAAAUCAUCGAAGGCAACCCUCGAUUCAAUUGCAUUCGAAGUUGAUAGUGAUAAGAGUGAUAAUCGUUUUAAUGCAGCCAAAGCAGAUCCAUCGUGUAGAUUCUAUGGAGGCACCAUGCUUUCAGAGAAAGUUGCUGAUCCAUCCAAAAGUGCUGCUGGUAAAGUAUUUAAAUACGAAAAAGGUAAUGGUGUCAAUGAAGUGUUGGACAACAUUUACAUUUCAAAUGGCAUGGCAUGGGAUGAGAACAAAAAUAAGUUUUACUACAUCGAUUCGGGAAAAUUUGAUGUUAAGGAGUACGAAUACAAUCCAAACACUGGAGAUAUUGCCAACGAAAGAGUCAUUGUUGAAUAUAGUGUGAAUGGCAAAAUUCCCGAUUAUCUUCCGGCUGGACUAACUAUUGAUUCUGAUGGCAAUUUGUAUGUUACAUUUUAUGGAGGUUCAAAAAUACUUAAAAUUGAUCCAAAAGAUGGCAAAGUUCUUUUGGAAAUUCCAUUGCCGGUUAAGCAAGUGACUUCAGUUGCAUUUGGAGGACCCAAUUUAGAUACAUUAUAUGUGACAACUGCUGCACGUGACGACAAAGAAUCAGAAUUUGCUGGAUGCUUAUUUAAAGUGACUGGAUUGGUGGGUGUUAAAGGUUAUCCCGGUGAUAAAGUGUGCAUUUAAUUUGUGUACCAUUCAUUCCGCCGUGAAUAAGAAAGAAAUAGCGUCAUCGUUUAUAAAAAAAUUAAAGUUUAAAGCGAAUUAAAAUUGUGUAAUGAAAUAUUGGAUCUGUUAAACUCAAAGUAAUGAAUAUAACAUUUAAAUGUAGAAAGAAUUCGAAAAUGAA
Messenger RNA from Contarinia nasturtii (swede midge), 1222 nucleotides. Its product is annotated as regucalcin-like. Gene Ontology annotation, biological process: L-ascorbic acid biosynthetic process. NCBI's taxonomy places the organism in Eukaryota, Metazoa, Arthropoda, Insecta, Diptera, Cecidomyiidae. The coding region runs from base 1 to 1059 and encodes 352 amino acids. The record is from RefSeq and is a predicted model, not a curated record. Gene Ontology annotation, molecular function: gluconolactonase activity; calcium ion binding. The transcript is spliced from 4 exons.